Molecule: messenger RNA, 1866 nt
Organism: Chilo suppressalis (striped riceborer)
Lineage: Eukaryota; Metazoa; Arthropoda; Insecta; Lepidoptera; Crambidae
Source: the annotation of a GenBank genome assembly
AUGAAUGAUCUGCCUGAAAAUAGUGUUACCAAUGAGACUGCAGACAUCGAGACCUUGGAUUAUUUACGUGGUGUGAAAUCGUCAACAUGCCUUCUUCUUCCUACGACUCCAAGCCCUACACCUCUCGACUUCAAGCACCCCCUCUCCGAAGAAAUGACUGAACAACCGUUCUUGGCCAUCAGCAAUGACAAUAAUCUGGUCAAUUCUCAAAAUUCAGAUGCUUCAGCUGGCGAUUCAAGUUCAUCAGCAGAUUCCAACUCAGUAGUUCAAGACCCAGUCAGUGCACAGCUUAUCAAUAAUAUCAGUAUGCUGGAUUAUCAGACUUUGAGUAAAAAUGGAGAUUUAAUUGUAGGACCGGUGGAAGACGGAAAACUUAAUGGCAAUUUGAGUAUUAGCAACAGGAAAUUGCCCAGUUUUGUUAAUUGGAACUGGGGGAUCAUUAGGAAAGUCCUGCUUUGGAUCGUAAUAUCUGCACUCGUGGCCUGUAUGAGUGCUAUCAUUGCGAUGGUGGUUACUAUUCCUAAAGAAUGUAAUCCGAACUUGCCUUGGUAUCAAGGUAAGGUAUUUUAUGAAGUCUUUCCAGCAAGCUUUCAGGAUUCUAACAAAGACGGGACAGGAGAUUUAGAAGGCUUGAUAAAAAAACUUGAUUAUAUACAAGAGCUUGGAGCUACGGCUCUACACCUCAAUUACAUUUUUAAAGCUGACAACUAUCCAGCGCAAUAUUAUAAUGUAUCCUCUUCAGUAGAAGUUGACAGAAGUUUAGGUUUACUUGAUGAUUUCGAAGAUCUAGUGCAUAAGGUACAUCGUCGAAAUAUGUCAAUAAUCCUCGACAUACCUGUUUCAUCUCUGGCAAACACGUUCACGUUUUCUAAUUCAACGCUUGAGAUGUUAUUGAAUAGUAAAGGUUUUGUUACCGAUUUUGAUUCUACAUCUCUUGCGCUGGCAUUUUGGUCCCAUAAGUAUAAAGUAGACGGAUUUUAUUUGAAGAAUCUUGAGAAUUUCGUACAGGAUAUUAAUUUCGGAAAAAGCUUACAGUUUUGGAAACAUAUAAUAGGUGCCGAUAGAAUUUUUAUUGCAAGUGAACAAACGUAUGAAUUGGCGAAAGGUGAAGCUCUAAAUAUUUUGCUUUCUAGGAUUGAUUUAAUUGAUAUUCAUUUAGAUAUGAAAGAAGGCAUUAACGGUUUGAAAAAUCGUAUUAACAAAGUUGUCACCGGUAAUUUGUGGGCGAAACCGCAUUACCCUUGGGUUCAUUGGAAUAUUGGUAAUAUUGGAAGCGAAAGGAUAUCUUCCAAACACGCAAAUAAUACGUUAGCUCUUAUUGCACUUGAAUUAGCUUUGCCUGGUACUGUUAGUAUUUUUUAUGGAGAUGAGAUUGGUUUAGGCGGGUUAUCUGCUGACAGUAUAGAAGUAGAUUUCCAUGAACAUAAAGAUAUUCAUAAUUUAGUUCCAAUGAAGUUUGCUAAUAGCGAUAAUGGAAAUAAUAUAAUCUUACCUUGGAACUCUGAGCCGACACUUUAUCCAAAAUAUCACUUCUUAGAAGUAAUAAAAAUGUUAACUGAUGUGAGAUUAAACACUCCCACAAUAUAUUUGAGGGCUAUAUUUAAAGAGGGCAAUAUAUUAAAAAAUAUGGAGAUUCGUAAAACUCAAGAAAAUUUAGUGGUGAUUGAGCGUUGGUACCCUCGCAGAAACACUUGCGUUUUUGUAGGAAAUUUAGGAAAUCAAUCAAUUACUACUGAUUUGUCGUCAAUGUUUUAUGGUGGAACCGUUGUUGCUGGAACAAAUACUUCCUUAGUAGGUCAAGUUAUAUUCUUUGAUCAGGUAACGUUUCCACCCAAUUCUGCUAUUAUACUAAAGUUAGAAAAGUAA